AUGUUCUUGGCAUUUUGUAUACUGACCAUUGGAUGGUUGACCACAUCAUCUUCCGCCAAUAUGGUCGUGUCGUACGGGACAUGCCCGGAAGUGCCUGGACAGGAGAAUUUUGACUGGAAUUUGCAUAGGGGACGAUGGUAUGUUGAGGAAGCAUUUGACGUCCCCUACCUGACUCACCUGUACUGCAUGACCAUUGACUACAUUCCGGUGAACAAUGAGACAGUAAUGAUUUCAACAAAUGGUAUCAGGCAUUACGACUGGUAG
Messenger RNA from Candidula unifasciata, 264 nucleotides. NCBI's taxonomy places the organism in Eukaryota, Metazoa, Mollusca, Gastropoda, Stylommatophora, Geomitridae. The record is from the annotation of a GenBank genome assembly.